AUGGCACGAAAAACCACUCCACUAACCAUCACGGAGAUCAAAAAUGCACGACCAGGAGAAAAAGAAUACACCCUGCAGGAUGGCGGAGGAUUGUUUCUUCUGGUGAAGCCCUCCGGAUCAAAAAUCUGGCGCUUUACGUAUUACCGACCAACUGACAAAAAACGAACCAUCGUUAGUCUUGGUCCGCUGAAUGAUGUUUCUCUGUCAGAAGCCAGAGAGCGACGAAACGAAUACAGGGGACUUAUAGCGAAGGGAGUUGACCCACAGGACCACGAACGCCGGAAACGUGAAGCAGAGAGCCGGAAAAAGGGCAACACGUUCGAAAAAGUUGCCUCUGACUGGUACGAGAUGAAAAAAGGCCAGAAUCUCGCUUACAACACGAUUAAGGAUAUCUGGCGAUCCAUGGAAAAAUACGUAUUCCCGUACAUCGGAAAAACGCCAAUAGAUACCCUCACCGCUCGCCGCUUUGUUGAGAUACUCACCCCCAUUAAGGCGCGUGGCAACCUGGAAACCCUGAAACGCGUUUUACAGCGCAUCAAUGAGGUGAUGGAUUUUGCUGCCAACAGUGGUCUGAUUGACAUCAACACCGCCGCGAACGUCCGUAAGGCAUUCCCUACCCCCACCAAAAAGCACAUGCCAACCAUCCGACCGGAACAGCUACCGCAGCUAAUGCACGAUUUAUCGGUCGCCAGCAUAGAACGGCAAACCAGAUUGCUGAUUGAGUGGCAGCUACUGACCGUAGCACGCCCCGCCGAAGCAGCCGCCACACGCUGGGAAGAAAUAAACCUCGAUGCCGAAACCUGGACGAUUCCAGCCGGACGCAUGAAGAUGCGCCGUGACCAUGUGAUCCCCCUUUGUGGUCAGGCUAUGGCUGUACUGGAAACCAUGAAGCCAAUCAGCGCACACAGAGAACACGUUUUUCCCAGCCUUAAAAACCCGAUGCUGCCAAUGAGCAGCCAGACCGCUAACGCCGCAUUGCGCCGGAUGGGUUACGCUGGUGUGCUGGUGUCUCACGGAUUACGCGCCAUAUUCAGCACAGCAGCGAACGAGGAAGGAUUCGAGCCGGACGUAAUCGAGGCCGCGCUCGCACACGUGGACACGAACGAGGUAAGGCGGGCAUAUAACCGAAGUAACUACCUGGAAAAACGCGUAGUACUUAUGCGCUGGUGGGGUGAAUUUGUGGAAGCCGCAGCAACCGGAGUGACCAUAGCCAGUGGUAAAAGGGGUAUCCGUGCGGUGUAA
Molecule: messenger RNA, 1242 nt
Organism: Cooperia oncophora
Lineage: Eukaryota; Metazoa; Nematoda; Chromadorea; Rhabditida; Trichostrongylidae
Source: the annotation of a GenBank genome assembly